Molecule: messenger RNA, 947 nt
Organism: Monodelphis domestica (gray short-tailed opossum)
Lineage: Eukaryota; Metazoa; Chordata; Mammalia; Didelphimorphia; Didelphidae
Gene: TMEM254
Product: transmembrane protein 254
Source: RefSeq, a predicted model, not a curated record
GCCCCAGGCCCCUCCCCUUCCCUUAUCGGCCCCUUUCUCUCGGUUCGGCACGGUCAGUUCAGGGCAGUGCAAGGCCUGUAGACCAUGGAAGCAGCGGGGAGCGGUGCGGCCUACUUCAGGAGAGGUAGCCUCUUCUGGUUCCUGGUCAUCGUGGUGUCCUUAGGUUACUACACGUGGGUAGUCUUCUGGCCUCAGAGUAUCCCCUAUCAGAAACUUGGACCUCUUGGGCUCUUCACUAAGUACUUGGUGGAUAACCAUCUGGUGCUUAUACGUAAUGGGUAUUGGUUUGCCUGGUUGGUUCAUGUCGCAGAAUCCAUAUAUGCCAUGAUUUUAUGCGCUAAAAAAGGUAUCACAAAUGGCCAGGCUCGACUAUUAUGGUUCCUGCAAACAUUCUUCUUUGGGUUUGCUUCUCUUUCCAUCUUAAUUGCAUAUAAACCACACUAUCAUAAAAAAAAAUAAAGAAGAAAUUAAAUGUGUUUUUUUAAUACAUUGCUAUUUUGUCCAUUUUUUUUUUACUUAGGAUUUUCCUAAUCAUUUUGGAAAAUAACUGUAUUGGGAACAGGUUGAAUUUACUUGUUUUUGUCUGGCCUUAAAACUCGUUGAUCAUUAUGUACUGUAACUGAUUAUUUUCAAUACCUCUGAGCAGAGGCUACUUUACCUAGUUUAUUGAGUACCAAGGAAGUUCAACUGACAUUUAGUGAAUGCUCCUUUCAAGGCUUUCAUAAUUGAAUAGAAGAUAUAAAAAUAUAUACAAUAGUCAGUUAACACUAAUGAGCCUGGUGAAAUGAAGAUGAAAUUCCCUUUUUUUAAAAAAAUUCUCAACUUUACAAGCACCAAAUGAGUAUUUUCAUGUAUAUUGUGGAACAGAGGAGAGCAUUGUAUAUGAAACUGUGAAUUAAGCUUGUUUUUCUUUUUAAUCAUGUAAUAAAUUCAAAAUGUAAAUUUCA